Messenger RNA from Aplosporella prunicola CBS 121167, 456 nucleotides. RefSeq lists its product as uncharacterized. NCBI's taxonomy places the organism in Eukaryota, Fungi, Ascomycota, Dothideomycetes, Botryosphaeriales, Aplosporellaceae. The transcript has a single exon. The coding region runs from base 126 to 398 and encodes 90 amino acids. The record is from RefSeq and is a predicted model, not a curated record.
CACGGCUUGAUUCGUCGCUAGUUAGCUCAUGAAUUACUCUAAGCACCCGCGGCAUUGAGCCCUGGCGAUCCUUAGGGGGCACUGUUACUGCUACAACAUCACCAACGGUGAAUAUAUGCGGCGGGAUGAGGUGCUUAUUAAACUGCUUCUCCAUUCGCUCCCGGGAGGCACUUAGGUUCGUUCGAACGUCUUCAUCGAGGGUAGUACGGUCCCAAAUACGCGGUAAUUACUCAGGGGGUUACUUAGGGGGUUGCUCAGAGGGUUGCUCCGGGGGUUGCUCCGCACGUACAACCUGCUCCGCUCGCUCGGCAUGCUCCGCCUGCAGUUAUAGAGCACGCGUAGCGGCCUCCCGCAGUCGCUAUUCGCGCUACUCUAAAGCCUUCUCUCUCUAUAAAUAAGCGAAUAUCUCCCUAGCCCGCCGCCAGCGCUAGUCGGCAUAAGGGUGCUGUAGCAGCU